GCAAUCAAUCCUUACAGUAAUCGUUGAUUGUUUGGGGAUUUCGAAUGCAAACGGGGAAUCAGAACAUUGCCGCACUCGGCUACGAUUCGGUUGGGUAGGUUGGUACAAGGCAUAGGUAGUUGAACCGAAAAAUUCAACAUCAGUGAAGUCGGCGGCGGUUCGGAACGGUGAGAUAAGUAAUCGUUGCGAUUGGACUGUGGAUUUUCUGGAAAUGUCAGACAGCUCGCUUUCUUCGUCUCGAAACUCCUACACCGAUGCGGACUCCUCGCCGUCUCCGGCCGGGGCAGGGCUGGCAGGGCUGGCAGGGACCCCACGGACAGGCACCUCGGCCACAGCCGCAACCUCUUCCUCCGAGUCCGGCGGGACGUGGCGCAUGUCGGACAGGGUGGACAGCGAUGGCGAGUCGUCUUCAUCGGGGGCAGUCGGGCACCCCAACGGGGAUGAUGGCGAGGACGACCCCGAGACCUCCGACACGGACUGCACGGACCGCGAUGAGGUGAUUCUGUCCGUUUUCUGGAAAAAUGGGAAACUUGGUGGGGCAUCAUACAGCUUGCAAAAUCCUGUGGUCUAUUUACUCAACGAUAUUGCUGAUGAUUUCCAUCUUGGCUUCAAAGUACUGCAAAGUCUAUUCCUCCAAGUUCAGCCAACGCAAGUUUUAACAUGCAAAACCAUGCCACAUCGCUUCAUCUUGUUGCUGAACAAUCUCUUGAUAGGUGAAAUGGAAUCUUCAGAUGAGACCCUCCAUGGAAAUUUUCAUGUUCUUCCUGAUGCAGAAUUCAGAAACAACAACAGUUUGCGCCAAGUCUUUAAUCUUAAACUGCCUGGAGAGCCAGAAGACUUACCAGAAGAGGAACACAAGCAGUUCAUCCGGUCUUUGAUAGACACAAGUCAAGACUCAAUGAUCAAUGCCCUAGCACGUCUUCUCAAAUACUUAACUAACAAUCUAGCAUGGCUCUGUCUGUCACAUGCUCAAAGCCCAAUACUUGGACUGAGAAACCUUUGCAUUGAGCAGCAGGUGUGGAUAAAUAGUGAAACUUACCACGCUCUUCAAAUUUUCACCCACACUGCUCAUCCAUCCCUUUUCAAAUGGACGCCAGAUGCGCACAAAGAGGGAUUCAGUAUUUUUGGUCUGUUAAACCGCUGUAAUUCCAAGCUAGGCAGCAAAUUCUUGAGAGGCACAAUGCUUCAACCUACAACCAAUAUUCAGGAGCUUACCAAGAGACAUGAAGUCAUUAGAUUUUGUAUGGACCCAGCACACGAAGAUGUUGUCAAAAAAAUGCAAGAGUGCAUUCGUCAAGUUCAGAGUAUUUCUGGAAUGCUUCCAAGAUUAUUUGCGGCUCAGGCAACAAUAGCACAAUGGAAAUCUUUGAGAAAGACCAAUCACAACAUAUUGCGGAUCCGAGAAAUAUGCAGCCGAUUUUCAAAUACUGUCCCAUUCUUUGAAAAGGCAAGGUCUGUCAUAUCUGAUGAUUUGUAUCGAGUUGGACAUCUCAUGGAUCAAAUCAUCGAUUUCCAGACUUCAGAACAGACUAAGCAAUUUUGUGUUUUACCAGGAGUCGACAAUGAUUUAGAUAAGAUGAAACACACUUAUGCUAACUUAAGUGACAUGAUGAUGGAAUUAUCUCCCAUGGAGUUGCAAGACUUGCCAGACUAUAUUCCGGAAUGUUCUGUAACAUUUUUACCAGAAAUAGGAUUCUUACUGUCCAUUGCUGAGUGGAAGAAUGAUCUCUCUGUGGAGGAGAUGCAUCUACCCGGCUUCAAAUACAAAUUUACAGCAAACAAUACGAUUUACUACAAGAGUCCUCGUUGCAGAGAGCUAGAUUCUUCCUUGGGAGACAUUUUUCUUCGCAUAAGUGAAUUGGAACUUCGCAUCAUGCUGCGACUGGUUCAGUAUAUACAGCAGCGCAUAGAUUCUCUCUUGGAUUCAAUGAGCUAUGUUGGAGAAUUGGACUGUCUUAUUGCCCUGGCUAGUGUUGCAAGGGAGUAUGGCUAUGUAAAACCAACUAUGACCACAGGGCAUGAAAUUUUGAUUGAGAAGGGACGUCACCCACUGCAGGAAUGCUAUGUCAGCAACUAUGUGCCAAAUAAUACAUCUUCAAAUUCGGAACAUGGUUUGGUAAAAAUUCUUACUGGACCCAAUGCCAGUGGCAAAAGUGUUUAUCUGAAACAAGUAGCAGUCAUAGCGUAUCUUGCUCACACAGGAAGCUUUGUGCCAGCAAGAAAAGCUGUUAUUGGUGUACUGGAUCAAAUUCACACCAGAAUACAAACAACAGAAUCUGCUGCAUCUCAACUUUCUGCAUUUGUGAUUGACUUAAGACAGAUGAACACUGCUGUUUGUAUGUCCACUAAAUCAUCUCUCCUUGUGAUUGACGAAUUUGGGAAAGGCACUUCAGAAGUGGACGGUCUUUCGCUCCUGGCCGCCUUUUUGAACCAUCUGACCAGAAGAGGUCCAAGUAAUUGUCCUCAUGUUAUUCUUUCCACUCAUUUCCACCGUCUGAUUGAUUUGAUAGAAGUUAGCCCUCUUGUGAAAGCACAGGUUUUAGAACACAUUGUUUCUGAUGGAGAACUGGUAUACUUGUAUCAGUUGAAGUCUGGCCAAAUAAAAUCAAGUUUGGCCAUCGAGGUGGCAAAAGCUAAUGGAAUACCAGACCAGCAGAUAAAUAGGGCUCAGGAGGUGUUGAAUGCUUUGAAAGGUGGUUUACCAAUUAAGCCAAUCAGUUCCCACAAAAAAAUGCACCUAUCAAAAACGGAAGAAACUUGUGUUCAAGAUUUCUCUGAAAUGACAAUCACAUCAGAUCAGAACAUUGAUGAUAUAAGGAAGACUAUUUCUAAUUUAAAGUGACAGUAUUGUGAUAGGCAGUUUCGUAAUUAAGCAAACGAGAUGUACUUGAAAGAUCACAAUCUUUAUUAAACUUGAAACUUGAUUAAACUUCUCUCACAUAUGUAAAAGAUUAAAAUUUGAUGGAUAUAUUUUUA
Molecule: messenger RNA, 2976 nt
Organism: Thrips palmi
Lineage: Eukaryota; Metazoa; Arthropoda; Insecta; Thysanoptera; Thripidae
Product: mutS protein homolog 5-like
Exons: 21
Coding region: 212-2842 (876 amino acids)
Biological process (GO): chiasma assembly; mismatch repair
Cellular component (GO): nucleus
Molecular function (GO): mismatched DNA binding; ATP binding; ATP-dependent DNA damage sensor activity
Source: RefSeq, a predicted model, not a curated record